UCAUCCUAAAAUUGAACUUCCCACUUUUUUUUUCUUUUCCCACGCCAGAACUCUUUGAAGACUAAAUCAGAAGGGAGCUCAAGUGACAAAGAGCCAGUAUCACAAAAAUUAGAACAGGCCAGAGAGAGCCCUAGAUUGAAAACCCUCUCUUCUCCAAUUCUUCGAGUCCUCUCUCUCUCUCUCUCUCACAUAAUCCAUGGCGGCCUCUCUACAUAAGAGCAGAAGAACCUGAAGCUCGAGCUCCUUUGACCCAUGAAUGGGUGAAGAGGAUUUAGUUGGUGCCUAACACGGAUGACGAAGAACCCAUCGCAGCAGUCCAGCUCCAAAGCUAAUUCUCUCCCGAAAGCAACCAGCACCGCCACCACGACGAUGACGUCGUUUUGCCAAUUCUUCUGGCGAAGAAGAGAAAGGAAACUAGGGACCAGCCCAUUCUCCCUAACCCAACUCCCGCCACCUUCGCCAUCACUACCUAUUUGUUGUCGGCAAAGAAGAGGGUGUAGGCACUUGCACCGGAUUUGUUCCCCAAGAAGCCAGUUUCGCAGUUGGAUUUGAAUCUUGAGUACAAGCUGGAUCUCUGGGAAGAGGUAGAAGCUGGUGGAGAAACUUGAAGAAUGCACGAAAGGUGUUUGUAAAAAUGCCUCAGAAAAAAGCCCGGAAGGUGUUUGUAGAUUAUUUGGCACUCUACUUGGCCAUGUUGAGAGGACAAAGAUCUUAGAAGCCUUCAAAACAAGUCAGGACGUAAAUACUGCAUUCUUGUCAAAGGUGGGAGAUAAUUCUAUUGACAUUCCUGCGGCUGUGUGAUUAUUCAAAUGUGAUUCAAGAUGUCAAGAAGCACAACGUCUUGGUCAUAUUUUGAGGGCUAAGGUUUGUUUCAUGUUUAUCUUCAUAUAGAUGUAGUCCUUUACUCAUUAUGUUAUGAUGGAAUCAAUUACACCUCUAUAUUCACUAUUGACAAGUUAUUACAAGCUUGCCUCCACCUGAUUCAGGAGUUGAUUUGAGCUACCACCAUUUUGAUGAGCAACUGCAACUACUCCCAAAUGCCUCUGUUUUCCACUCUUUUCAGUUUCUCACUUAAAGUUGAUUCUUUUUUUUUUAGCAAUGCUAAUAAACUUAUCUUCAAUGUCUAUAGGGGAUUGCUUGUUGUUAUAGGAAUUGGUGAACAAUGUCUGCAUAUUUGCUUACGGGCAGACUAAAAGUGGAAAAACCUUUACAAUGGAGGGAACGGAAGAAGGUCGGGGAGUCAAUUUUAGGACUCUUGAGCAACUGUUUCGUAUAAUAAAAUAGCGAGAAAAGUUGCAUAGAUAUGAUGUGUCUGUUAGUGUUGUAGAAGUGUACAACGAGCAAAUACAGGAUCUACUUGUUCCAGGAAAUCAGCCGGGAGCAGCUGCCAAAAAGUCCAAGAGAUCCUUAAACAUUUGUCAUAUUUUUUCCCCUUCAUGAAUAUGUUGAAAGUUCUAUAUGAUCUUGCUUGUAUCUUACUAUAUGGUUAUAAUCUUGUAUGUUUCUUGAUAUAUGGGUUCUCUUAUCUCCUUGUUUAGAUGGAAAGUCAUUUACCUAUUCAGACAUUGCAUAAUCAAUUCAUGAAUUCCCACUUGUUUAGCUGGCAGUUAGAAUAGCACCAUGGCCUCUCAUUUCUGUAUCUCAAAGUUGAAAUCUUUUCUGUUACUUUGAUAUAACUCUCCUUUUAAAAUGUGAAGAUAGAGUUAUAUGUGAUAUCCAUGUUUUCUCCGUACUUGUUGCUAUAUUUUCAUUUCUAACAAUUCACCAAUAUGUUGGGUACUCUUGACGAGCCAUGUCUUUCAAUGCUAUGAAGGAUACAAGUGAGGUGAAUUCCAAGAUAAUGGUAUUUAACAAUACUGCAGUGUCUUGUAGGCUUGAAAUUAGACAAGCUGGAGAAGGGAGACAUCAUGUUCCAGGACUUGUUGAGGCACAUGUGAAAAACAUGAAUGACGUCUAGGAAGUUCUCCAAACUGACAGUAAUGCAAGGGCUGUUGGCUCAACCAAUGUCAAUAAGCAUAGUAGCUGUGACUUUGGAUUCAGAUAUUUUUACCAAGAAUUUUGUAUCCCAAUGCAAGUGAAGCAUCUUAGAAUGGUGGUUCUGCACAUUAGACCCGAAUAGAAAGCAAAUUCUCACAGAGUGUUGAACCUGCAAUGGCAAUUGUGCCAAUUAUAGCCCAAUCACAGCUUAGGUUACAAGAAUGCUGGACUUGGAGCAUCUUUUGCCAGCUCCCAUUGGUAUUGUUGACUGCAAGACACAAGUUAUUCGGUGGGAAGAGGAAUGAUGUCCUUGCUGAAGAGGUUGCUGUCGUUGAUCCUGUUAAGCCCGCUGGUGAGGGCGUGGUGGCUCAAGAACCUGCCCCCCAGGUUCUAGAAGUAGGAGCUGAUAUGAAUGCAGCACCGAAACCGGUCGCAGCCCCCAUCGUCGAGCCUCAGGAAGUUCCUGCUGCGGCUGCUGCUGACGCUAAUGCUAUUGCUAACGUUCCUCCUCCCGAGCCUCCUAAUAGGCUGGAAAGGCUGGUUCGCGUACUCGAAGUGGCUCCUCCAGGAGUUAUAGACGAAGCGAGGGACGGUCUGCAACGACUCCUUGGUCCUGACAUUUUACUGCCGGGUGCGCCUGCCAGAGCUCAAGAAUAUUUGAUGGUGCUUCGCCGCGAACGCACUAUCACUGAAGCUGAAUUUGUCGAGAUAUAUGAGCUUUUGCAAAACCUCCCUGCACGGAUUGGUGAGAGAACAACCGCGACCGCGCAUGCUAGGCAUGUCUAUCGCGGCCUUGCACAACAAGCGGAGCCAUCUCGUGACUCCUUAGGCGAUCUAGCUAUUCGCGUCAGGGACCUGCGAAUCUCGCAGAACCACCUUCGGACCCAUAUUCAGGACCUCCAAGCCCAACUAAUCGAAGCAAAGGCCCAGUUGGUGGUGGUGACGGCCCAACUUGAGCAAGAGGAACUUCAGAUAGAGCAGCCCCUUAGCAGCCUUCGAGGCUAUGUCUCAGAACUUGGCUCAGGCACGUGAAGCAGUCCGACAAGCAGAGCGAGCUGCUGCUGACGCUAGCUUUCGUCUAGAUGAACACUUACUUCGCUUGACCCAUGCGGGUCGUAAACUUUAGGCCUCUUACUUCAGGCCCACUUUGCUUUGUAUGAACAACAUUAAUAUUUAAUAUUUAGCCCACUUUGUU
Molecule: messenger RNA, 3172 nt
Organism: Rosa chinensis
Lineage: Eukaryota; Viridiplantae; Streptophyta; Magnoliopsida; Rosales; Rosaceae
Exons: 6
Coding region: 2152-3009 (285 amino acids)
Source: RefSeq, a predicted model, not a curated record